AAUACAAGUUUUGGAUGAGUACAUGGAACCAAAGUGAAACUGGUGUGAGUGUGAGAACCAUAGUAUGCUCAGAAACCUUUGGAAACGUUGUUGUCGCCGACGUUCGGGUCCCACGUUGCUCUGCUCCUCACGCACUUCGCUGUUUCACAGUGGCACCUGCGUGGAGGGAAACCCUGGGUGGAGAAGGAGAAUUGAAGAAGAAGCCUCGCUUCAGAUUUCGCAUCCUUGGCCCGAAUGGGUCCAACUCAUCAAGUGCUUGCUCCACAAGGGACACUUUCUUCACGAAGAGGGAAACGUGUUUCGCAACACUGCUUUGGGUGCCAAAGAUUGCAAUGCCAUUAGAACCGCGUGCCUCAAUUUCGGUAGAGACCAUUUUCAUAUUUUAAGAUUCCUGUCACGAAAAGAUAUAGGAGUCACUGUGGCACUUGGAUGUCCGAGCUUAGAUAGGAAAGUAGUCAACUCAGGAAAGCGUCUCAGAGCAUAUGUGGGUAUUGAUGAGGGAAAUGUAUGCAGUUCCUGCAAUUUGAGGGGGGACUGUGAAAGGGCAUUCGUGAAGGCACGUGAAGAUGAAGGUGGGAGAACAGUGGAUAUUAUGCGUAUUAUAUUGACCUAUGGCCUUGACCCAAUUACUGGUUCAGUGGAUAACAAACCGUGUCUUACUAAAAAGGUAGAAGAUUCUGUGAGAAGACUGCUGAAAGAAAUAGUAGAGCACAGUACCAAAGAGGAAAGUUCUAAUUUUCCAGACAGCACAGAGGUUGUCAUGGGACAUCUUCAUUCCAAUCAGCAAGGCAAGGGCAAAGUAGAUGUUGCAAUGAUGAAGCAAGGGGACUGGAUUUGCCCGAAAUGCGAUUUCAUGAACUUUGCUAGAAACAUCAGGUGCUUGCGCUGUGACAGCCUCUUUGAGGAAAAAAUCAGGCAAUUGAAGCAGGAUAACAAUCACUUACCUUUGAAGAAGGGAGAUUGGAUAUGCAAUACAUGCAAUUUCCUCAAUUUUGCAAAGAAUACAAGAUGUUUGCAAUGCAAAGAGAGGGCUUCCAAUCGUCACCUUAAUCCCGGUGAAUGGGAAUGUGACUCGUGCAAUUACAUCAAUUUCAGAAGAAACAUGGUUUGCCUGAAAUGUGACCACAGACGGCCUAUAGUAUCAAGGGCUUCAAAUUCUUCUCUUCAACCUCAGCAAGAAGACAUAAACCACCAUAAGAUCGGAAAAUAUAGUUUUGGUGCCAAUCAGGGUGAUAGAAGUGGUGAAACACGGAAGGUGUUUGAAAGAAAGAAUAGGAACAGAGAAUCAUCUGUGUGGAGAUUUGUAGAGGACAAGAGUGAGAAUCACAAGCUCUUAAAUAAAUCAAAUGACCCUUCUGAAUUUAUAGAUUUUCCUAUUGUUGGAGGUAAGACUCAGUUGUCUGAGGUACAAAGGAGAGAAGAACACAAGACUGAGUUGUCAAAUCAGUGGAGAAGGCCUCCAUGGCAAAGUGACACUGAUGAUGAGUUUUGUUCUUCGGAUAACCACAGUACUGCUGAUGAGUUUUGUUCUACCAAUGAUCAGAGUGCUGAUGAUGAAGAAAUGGACGAAUGGUUCGGAAAAGGGAAGAUUGAAAGGUAGGAUUCUAGAAUAGUGUAAUUUCCCUACACUGUUAUCAAUGUGAAAGUGCUUUUUUUUGUGAACCAAUACUUCAAAUAACAGCUUGUAAUUGUAAUUAGAUGACAGUCAAUAUACACUAUUUAUUUAUUUAUUUAUUCGUUUAGAAAGAUGACUUUGAUAAUAUGUUUUGAUAUUUGGGAGAAGCAUGAAAGUUUUAAGUUCCAGAGAAUAUGUAAAAUAUUUGAGAGGCUCUUUAUAAUUUUUGUGCUAAAAGGAUAGGUUGAUUGUAAUAACUUUUUACAGUUAUGAUUAGGGUUUAUUUCUGUUUU
This is a messenger RNA of Vigna unguiculata (cowpea), 1908 nucleotides long. RefSeq lists its product as uncharacterized. NCBI's taxonomy places the organism in Eukaryota, Viridiplantae, Streptophyta, Magnoliopsida, Fabales, Fabaceae. The record is from RefSeq and is a predicted model, not a curated record. Gene Ontology annotation, cellular component: cytoplasm. Gene Ontology annotation, molecular function: mRNA binding.